Messenger RNA from Drosophila elegans, 1652 nucleotides. RefSeq lists its product as uncharacterized. The coding region runs from base 60 to 1544 and encodes 494 amino acids. The transcript has 3 exons. The record is from RefSeq and is a predicted model, not a curated record. NCBI's taxonomy places the organism in Eukaryota, Metazoa, Arthropoda, Insecta, Diptera, Drosophilidae.
UGUAGAAAACAUACAUAUACUCUAUAUCAUAACCACUUGAAUAGAUCGAAAUAGUAGAAAUGGCGAACUUUGGCCGUUACAAAGACAGAAAUCCCGAUAUGCGGGCUGCAGGACGGAUGUCUUUUGGCAAUCCUGCAGAAUUAUACGGCACCAAGGAGUGCAUCCAGAUCGUGAACAUGGAGGAGGAGGCGGAGAAUCGUAUUAGGGCACUUUGUCGGCAGCACAAGGCCAAACCGUAUGGCAAACGAACGCCCAAGUUACCCACCAAUAAAAUCGAAAAUAUUUUUGGCAAUCAGGAUAGGGGUCUGUUUGCCGAGUUUCAGGAAAAGUUUCGCGAGAAUAUGUUCUUCAAGAAGCCUGUUCUGGGUGAGGCCAGGGAAUGCAACUCCAAACCGGAUGAUGUGACAAAUUUAAGCCGUACUUUCGGUCGAGUCUCCAAUGCUGAAGAUUCCCUUUACGCUGUUGUAAUGCCCCGCAAAACUGCCGAGCAAGUCAAUCGCGAGUAUGGCGAAUUUCACGACAAACACAUCAUCAGUCACAAUCACUACUUUCCCUCGGAACAGAUCAAUCGUCGAUAUUCACAGCACUUUAAUCGGCUCAAUACAUUUGGUACUCCACUCUUUGUGGAUCAUUCCGGAAUAAAUGUAAAACGCUGCUUGGCGGAGGGCGAGGAGCGUUUGAUAAUUGUGAAAAAGCCGCAAAUGGAUUUAGACGAUCGCACCAAGGGUCCGUUGGGCAAGAAGUACAAAUGGUAUCCGUACCAGAUCCCGGAAAAUAUGACCUUUGGUCGCACAUCACCACGUGAAACGGAUGUGCGAUCGCUGCUGGAAAACACAGCACCUUCAAUUUUAUCCGACAAGUUGGCCCGUGCAAUCAGCCACUUGAAUAUGCUGCGAAAAAUGCUCCAGGAACGGGACGAGUUCAACAUGAACCAGGUGAUUGUGGCGCUGGAGAAGAAGGAUAAGCAGGCCAUUCGCCAGCUUCCAUUGGACGAGAUCAUUCAAGUGAUGCGCAAGUUGAAUAUUCCGGCGGAUGCGGAAAAAAUCCGUACCGCCGUCUCGCACUUUAAGUUGUUUGUGGACGAGGGCUGCUGUUCGGAACGUGUCAAAUACGACGAUUUGUGCCAACUGCUCUCCAUUUUGAAGUCGCUGCCAUUGAUUGGCUCCAUUUCACCCACGCCGCAGACGAUCUACAACCAGGAUACUGCCUAUCGUCAGUUGUGCGCUGAUUUGGCAAAGAAACCCGUCGAAGGUCCAAUCCUCAGACAUCCCCACAAGUCACCAGUCCAGCAGGAUGUGGAUGACACACAUGUCACGGACGUCCUGAAUCCGGAGUUAUCCACUUUAUGCGGCUUGUGGCCAAGUGAUUUCAAAGUGUUGCGUUGCAAGGACGAAAUUGAACGGAUAUUCAAGGGUAUUCUCUCGAAAGAUGAUUUUGAGUCGAUCUGGACGAACCUAAUGGGUGAGCACAAGGAUCAGGAUUCCAUGGCAUCCGUUGCACAAUUUCGUGCUGAAAUGAAGAAGAUCAGUAAUCAGACAGAAUGAUUUCACACUGCCAGGAAUCUUAAGAUACAAAUGAAAUUUUCAAGCGAUUUAUAUAUAUAUAUAUAUUUUUGCACAGUCAAUAAUAAUAAUAAAUAUGCCAUCUGUCAA